This is a messenger RNA of Amoebophrya sp. A120, 254 nucleotides long. The record is from the annotation of a GenBank genome assembly. NCBI's taxonomy places the organism in Eukaryota, Dinophyceae, Syndiniales, Amoebophryaceae.
AUGCCCCCAGCCCCGAUCCGCACAUGCGCGAAGUGCGCAGAGAAGGAAGCUGAUAAUCAAGCUCUCCUUCGUGAGCGCUCUGAAAAGAAUGAAGAAAUCGCGGGAUGGGAAAAGCGCUGGAAAAAUGACUCUGUAUCCAUGGAGAACCAGCAGGAGCUCGCCUCUGUUCGCUUACGCCUGCGUGAUGCGAUCAAAGGCAAAAACAAAGCCAUUAUUGAGAAGAAUGCCUUGAAAGAGGAGAAAAAAGAACUAGA